CACUACCCCGCCGCCACUCCCCACCCCCAUCCCCCGCCGCCAGCGGCCGCACCAGCAUGGAGGAUCUCAUGCAGAUGCUGCUCGGCGGCGAGGAGUUCCAGAAAAUGGAGGACACGCCGCAGAUGGUCACGCAGCAUGUCUGCUCCGCCCUCCCCGAGCCGCCCGUCGCCGCCGCUGCUCCCCUCUACCACGCCGGCUUGGAGUUGAGCCCCAACGGAGUAGACCGCAUCAGCGCCCUCCCCGCCUCGCUCCUCCGCAACAUCGUCUCCCGGCUCCCCGUCAAGGACGCCGCGCGCACCACCGUGCUCUCCCGAGUCUGGAGCCGCGCUUGGCGCUCGGCAAGCCCCGUGCCGCUCGUCCUCGUCGACGCUCACCUCCUUCCCUGCGGCGACCUCACCGUCCCGGUGUCCCGCGCCCUCGCCGCGCAUCCAGGUCCCUUCCGCGGCAUCUACCUCACGGGUACUCCCUUGGACGCACACCGGGCCGAGGUGUCGCGGUGGCUCCGCCUCUUCGCCGCCAAGGGCGUCGAAGAACUCACUCUCUUCAACCGCGCCCAGACGAUGGCGGCCAAUCCGCCGCUCCCCGACACCCUCUUCAACUGCAGCUCUCUCACCCGUCUCUACCUAGGCUUCUGGAGGUUCCCGGACACCGCAGCCCUUCCCGACACCCACACUGCUUGCUUCCCCUACCUCCUGGAGCUGGGCCUGUGUGCUCUCCUCAUGGAGCAACGGGACAUCGCUUUCCUCAUUGAGAAGUGCCCCGUUCUCGAGAAGCUUGUGAUCGUUGGAAGCAGACAUCCUGUGUACCUCCGCAUCGAGAGUCGCAGCCUUAUCUGUGUUCAAGUCUGUUCGGCCGUCGUGCCUGAGAUCGUCAUCUCAGAUGCCGUGAGCCUGAAGAGGCUCUUGCUUUGGGAAGCUUGGGGGCCUGGUUGUCUCGCCAACAUGCGCUGCAGGAUAAAGAUUGGUCAUUCUCCUAACCUCCAGUCUCUGGGGUUCUUGGUGCCAGGGAUGCACGAAUUACAGAUUGGUGACACCUUAAUCGAGGUUGGUGGUGAGGCAACUGUCCCGAGCCUGCAGAUUCUCGCUGUUCAGGUGCGACUUGGAGCAAGCCGCGAAGCUAAGAAGCUGCCCGUGCUGUUGCGAUGUUUUCCUAAUAUCGAUACAUUGAUUGUCCAGUGUGAGAAGAAUGUAAAAGAUCAUUUCAGGGGAGCUUCUCCAAAGCUUCAUCAGCAGUUCUGGAGAACAACAAAUGCAAUGAAAUGCGUGAAGGUGAGUCUGAAGGAACUGGUGCUGCACGGCUUCCAAGGGACGGUCAUGGAGAUGGAGUUUCUCAAGUUCAUCGCCCGUCAUGGAAAUGUUCUGAAUUCGAUUGUGGUUUUCACGAGCCACCCUUUCAAACCUGCCAUGAUCAAACAACUCGAGAGUAUUCCUUUCGCUAGUGACUCUUGUAGUGGGGUGUUACUGGUUGCUCAGUUUGAGGAGGGUACUCCAUGGUGCUACAAGAGAGGGUUUGCACUUUCUAUCAGGAAUCCUUUUGAUGUCACAUACUGUCUGUCUGGGCCUUGCGGUACUUAGGGUAUUAGCGGUUGCACUUUCGAACCGGGAUCCUUUUGAUGUCACAAACUGUCUGUAUGGGCCUUGUGGUGCUUAGGGUUUUGCUAAAUACAAAUAACAUUUGGUGAGUUUAUGCUGAUUACAUUUCUUGUGCCUGGGCGCUGUUUGCGUGGCACAUCGUUGUUCUUA
Messenger RNA from Panicum virgatum (switchgrass), 1742 nucleotides. RefSeq names its product F-box/FBD/LRR-repeat protein At1g16930-like. The record is from RefSeq and is a predicted model, not a curated record. The transcript has 5 exons. Gene Ontology annotation, molecular function: protein binding. The coding region runs from base 57 to 1574 and encodes 505 amino acids. Lineage: Eukaryota; Viridiplantae; Streptophyta; Magnoliopsida; Poales; Poaceae.